Solanum tuberosum (potato) is the source of this 493-nucleotide messenger RNA. RefSeq lists its product as uncharacterized. The transcript has a single exon. Lineage: Eukaryota; Viridiplantae; Streptophyta; Magnoliopsida; Solanales; Solanaceae. Bases 8 to 493 code for a protein of 161 amino acids. The record is from RefSeq and is a predicted model, not a curated record.
UGAAACAAUGGCUGAAGAGGCACAUAAUGGAGCAGGAGCUGAGAAGGAAGCAACUCAGAAUGCCGUCGUCUUCAUGGCGGUGAAGCCGCAGCUGUUUGUGAAAGCGCCAAAGGCUAAAGACACAGUGCAGUUCUACAAACAUGCUUUCGGUGCUGAGGAGGUGGGACGUGUGAACCACCCUAAGAGGAAGGCCGAGCAGGAGACACCACUCAUCCUCUCUGUUGAACUCAAGAUUGGUUCAUCUAUCUUCGUUGUCUCUGACCUUACUGAUGAGGACUCUACUGCUCCUGUGAAGACUUCUUUGACUGGAUAUGUUUUCUACUUGGAGACUGUGGAUGUUAAUUCUGCUACGGCCAAGGCUAUCGCUGCUGGUGCAAUUGCUGAAAUUAAAGCAGAAGACGGUGGUGCUGAUGGUGGUCGUCUUGGGGCGAAGCUGAUUGAUCCUUAUGGCAAUGUCUGGUUGGUCUGCUCACCAGUGAAGGAAUCUGAGUAA